UAUGGUCGUUAGUGUUAUCAAGUGAAAAGUACAAGCAUCUACAUGUUCAAAGAAAUCGAAAACAUUGAAAAAGGUCAUCGUGACAAUCCACAUGACUAAACGUACGAUGAUAUUUUGGGUAAAAUUGUUGCUCGUCUACCGUAUGUGAUUCCCCGUCGAUGCAAUAUCUUUUUUACUUACUAUUAGGUAAAAAAGUGACACAAUCGAUCGAAUUGGACAUUACUAAUAAGCACUAAUAACACUUUAAUAAAUAAUAUAAAUGGCAGUUACAGUGAGCCUUGAUCAGUCAAAUUUUAAAAAGAAAUGACAGGCUAAAGUUUUUUUAAUAUUCUUUUUGGAUUUUAAGCAAAUUAUAUAAUGAAAAAAGGUUGUAACGUCGACACGGGUGAGCUAAAAACAGUUGCACCAGAUCCACGAUGGCCUCAACAAAAUCAAACUUACGCAUGUUUCACAAUGUUUACAGACUACCACAGAUGCAUUAGACUAUUAAGUGAAAAGCACGAUACUUGUGAAUAUUUUCGAUAUUGCUAUGAACGAUUGUGCCCUAAUGCGUGGGUAGACAAAUGGUGUGAGCAACUACAAGAAAACACAUUUCCAUUCCCACUCCCCAAGCCUUGCAACAAGAAGAAAAAGUGAUUUUUUAAAAAUGUUUAUACCCUAUUAAACAAUCAGUGGUAAGAUAUUUAAAACAUAAUGUAUACAUGAACAUAUAAUAAAUUGUUAAAAGUA
Messenger RNA from Agrilus planipennis (emerald ash borer), 729 nucleotides. Its product is annotated as cytochrome c oxidase subunit 6b-2-like. The transcript is spliced from 3 exons. Gene Ontology annotation, cellular component: mitochondrion; respiratory chain complex IV. The coding region runs from base 358 to 636 and encodes 92 amino acids. NCBI's taxonomy places the organism in Eukaryota, Metazoa, Arthropoda, Insecta, Coleoptera, Buprestidae. The record is from RefSeq and is a predicted model, not a curated record.